Molecule: messenger RNA, 551 nt
Organism: Trichomonas vaginalis G3
Lineage: Eukaryota; Parabasalia; Trichomonadida; Trichomonadidae
Product: organellar and viral DNA polymerase type B
Exons: 1
Source: RefSeq, a predicted model, not a curated record
AUGAUUUCAACAAUCGGCACAACAACAAUUCAAACAACUACAGCACCAAACUCGCUAGUUAUGAAUCCAACAUCUAUGUUAGUAGAGAUGAAAAACUUCAUUCCUUCUUCAUAUACUUUCGAAACAAAAAUCCAGAAGAUAAAGCAAGAACUUUUAACAAGUAAUUUAGACUGUAGUGCGAAAGAUGAAACAAAUGAACAGUAUCUUUAUGAAAUGCAGGACAUUAUUGACCAUUUACCCAAAUUGCCUGAAAUCCAACAACAAAAACUAACCAUUCCCGAAUUUGACGAAAUAGAAGUCAAAGCAACUGACUCAGUAGAAAUAAAGAAGUUCAUACGAAAGGUAAAUUAUGAAUUCCUUGGUUUUCAUUGCAACCAUAAGGUUAUGGACAAAGAUUGCGACAUGGUAUAUAAGAACAUCUCUGACCUUUACAAAUCCGAAGAAUUUAAGACCUACGACAACUUUGUUUCAUUAGUUGCAAAAUGUGUUUGGGAAAUAAGAGAUAAAGAUAGUAGGGGUAAGGUAUGGAACGAACAAAUAAGACCCGCUAU